CGAGAUUAUAUGAAGAGUAACAGGAGUGUUUUUAUCAAGGAUAUCAAGUGUCAAUAUAUCUUAUAGUUCUUUUUUGAAAUAUUAAGUGAAAUUGAACGUACGCCUGUGAAAUAUGGAACGUGUAACUAAUUGUGUACAAACUGUGCUUGGUGAAAAAGAUGCAAAUAAGCUUGGUAGAACGCUUACGCACGAGCAUCUGGCCUUGUCUUUUACCUCUUUCUAUGUUGAACCGCCUAAUCAUUUAAAACGAUUUCUUAAUGAUAAAAUCGAGCUUCGAAAUGUUGGAAUUUUGAAACAAUAUCCUUACAGUAGUUUGUAUAAUUUAACGUUUAACGAUACGGAUACAAUUGAUGCUAUUUUGGAAGAUGUGAAGUUAUAUCGCGAAUUUGGCGGUGGUAGCAUCGUAGAAAAUAGCAAUUACGGUUUGAAUCGUGAUAUUCCAAUGAUGAAAAGAGUUAGCAAAGAAAGUGGAGUUAACGUGAUUGCUGGAACAGGCUAUUACGUUGCUGCCACUCAAAGUGCAAGUGAUCUGAAUUUAUCCAAAGAAGAAAUGUACAAUAUAAUGUUGAAAGAGAUGACCGUUGGUUGCGAACAAUGUCCCGACGUGAAAACAGGAUUUAUCGGAGAAGUUGGAAGUACUUGGCCGAUCGAAGAGUUUGAGAAAAGAGCAAUCGAAGCAACAGGAGAACUUGAAGCGCAAUUAAAAUGUCCCGUGAGUUUUCAUCCUGGAAGAAAUUGUGCGGCACCCUACGAAAUAAUGAGGCUUUAUCAAGAAGCAGGCGGUGAUGGCAGUAAAGCGAUUCUCUCUCAUUUAGAUCGAACUAUUCAUGACGAACAACAGCUUUUGGAGUUUGCCGACACGACCAAAUGUUAUUGUCAGUUUGAUCUAUUUGGAAGUGAAUGUUCCUUUUAUCAGUUGAAUCCACUGAUCGAUAUGCAAUCGGAUGCACAACGUAUAGAUCGCGUAAAACUUCUUCGGGAUGAUGGAAAAUUAAAUCGCGUGCUUCUCAGUCAGGAUAUUCAUACUAAGCACAGAUUGAUAAAAUUUGGUGGUCAUGGAUUUUCUCACAUAUUAAAUAACGUUUUACCAAAAAUGAUACUAAAAGGUUUUACUCAAGAAGAAAUUGAUACGAUAACGAUUCAUAAUCCAAAGACAUGGUUGUCAUUUUAAUGAUCUCUUAUCGUUAAUAAAGAGCGUCAAGAGUGUUUUAAAUCUUAUUUUACAUUUUACACUUUUGUAAAUAUCGGCUUAUUAAAUAUGAAACUCGCAAACUAUAUAUCAACUUUUUUAGUUAACUUUUCAGUUACUGGCGACACGUCAAUAUUAUUAAAAUAGAUUAAAUUCUAUUCAAAUAUCGUAAAAAUUAUUUUAUGAUCAAUAUAAAAAUAAAAAUUUUGAUCGAUUUAUUUUCCCUAAGUUGAUUAAAAUAUGAAAUUGCGACGCGGUCCUAAAUCGACAAAUCGUCAGACGAACAAGUAAUUUCUUAGUUUUCCAAGAAAUAAAGUACAUUUUGAACAGAAA
This is a messenger RNA of Osmia lignaria (orchard mason bee), 1522 nucleotides long. RefSeq names its product phosphotriesterase-related protein. NCBI's taxonomy places the organism in Eukaryota, Metazoa, Arthropoda, Insecta, Hymenoptera, Megachilidae. The record is from RefSeq and is a predicted model, not a curated record. Gene Ontology annotation, biological process: catabolic process. Gene Ontology annotation, molecular function: zinc ion binding; hydrolase activity, acting on ester bonds.